AUGAUAAAUAAAGUCUUGUGCACAGGAUGGACAGCUCUACAUGAGGCCAUCACUGCAGGUUGUGCGGAUGUGGUGGAGCAGCUCUUGCAGGCAGGGGCAGAUGUCAACAACACAGGGCUGACAGGAGUUACUCCACUUCAUGAUGCUGUUUCUUAUGGCAAAUAUGAGGUCGUGAAGCUCCUCCUUCAAUACGGCUCAAACCCUCAUGAUAAGGAUGCACUCGGAAAGAGUGCAAUAGACCUUGCAGAACAAGAGAGCAUCAAAGAGCUGCUCUUGACAUUUAAAGGACCUCUUGUGGUAGUACCUGGAGAGCUGACUGAAUCUUACAAGCAAGGGUCUGAAACUUUGACCCAUGAACAAAUACUGCAAGACAAUCAAGUCUGCAAACCACCACCUUCUGCCUCCUGCUGUGAAGAUGACAUAGAAACACACGUGAAGGAUACUUCAGAAAGUGCUGUUUGUAAAGAGGCAUCUAUCCAAGGUUCUUGCCACAAAUCCACCAGCAACAAGGUCUUUAGAGUUCCAGAGCACUCAGUCAGCUCUCUUCUAGGCAGUGCCACCCCUGCUUCCAUGGAUUUUGCCUCGAAAAAGGUGACAUAUGGAUCAAAUUCUCUGGGGGAUUACUGUUUAACUUCUAAUUCAAAUGCAGGAAAUGGACGGCCCACUUGCACAGGAUUUCCUCUUAAAGAGUCAUCGACAAAAGGAAUCUUUAUGGCCAUUAGCUCUGUCCACUUGAUCAGUGAUGAAGAGUUCCUGCCUUGUUCCGUGAUGGACAGAUACUGGGAUUUAUUCAUACACAGCGAAGACUGGGUCUUCUGAAGCAUUUGCUAGAUUAUAAAGUAAAUUAAGAAAGUUAGGAAAGUUCAGAAUUACAGAAGUACCCCUUACAAUUUCAAGUAAUAAAUGAUUGCUUAGACCAUUGUUAUUAAACGAUUAUUGUUCCUGGUUACUUUAGAGUCCCUGGUUUAAUUAUUAAUUAUUUAA
This is a messenger RNA of Colossoma macropomum (tambaqui), 984 nucleotides long. RefSeq names its product poly [ADP-ribose] polymerase tankyrase-like. Bases 1 to 819 code for a protein of 272 amino acids. Lineage: Eukaryota; Metazoa; Chordata; Actinopteri; Characiformes; Serrasalmidae. Gene Ontology annotation, molecular function: protein binding. The record is from RefSeq and is a predicted model, not a curated record. The transcript has 6 exons.